Molecule: messenger RNA, 2469 nt
Organism: Trypanosoma brucei brucei TREU927
Lineage: Eukaryota; Euglenozoa; Kinetoplastea; Trypanosomatida; Trypanosomatidae
Exons: 1
Coding region: 1-2469 (822 amino acids)
Molecular function (GO): protein binding
Source: RefSeq, a predicted model, not a curated record
AUGAUGAGUGCAAAACUUGGGAUCAAUUUGAAGGGUCCCGCUGAGGUUUUUAUCAAGCAUCCUGAUGGUUCUGAAACUCGGGUUAUUCGGCGGAAAAAGGGCGUCGUACAGCAACGCAACGAUGUAGACUUGCUAAAUCGUGAUGAAGAACGGGAAAUGGUGUAUGCUUGCCCUCCGUAUACAGCCAGCUUCAACGCUAUGUUGAAGGAGCGGAAGGAAAAGAACAGUCGUGCCCUUGUAAACGCUGUUUUGGAACGGAUGCACGCAGAAUCUAUUCCCCUCAAUGUUAUCACCUACAACUCGCUGUUGGAGCGUGUGGUAGGUGCUUCUGAUGAUAUUGCCUUCGAAUUGUAUGAUGAAAUUAGGGAGGACUCUAUGUGUGUGAAUAGCAAUGUUCAACCGGACCUCACUACAUAUCAGUUGCUCUUUCGCGCUUGUGAGCGCAAAAGCCAGUAUCAUCGUGCGUUUCAUCUGUACAUGCAAAUGAGGGAGAUGCCACACAUUGUUCCAGAUACGACCACAUAUGACACGUUAUUAGGUUUUUGUGCUGCGGUGAAAGAUGUUCCCCAAGCCCUUUUCUUUAUGGAGGAAAUGAAAAAGAACUGCGUAGCUCCAAGCGUCAACACAUACAAUUGUCUAAUGGGAGCACUUCGGGAAAAGGCACCUUACGAGGAAACUUUACGCGUAUACAAUGGGAUGACAGAGUGGGGUGUUAAGCCAACUGUACGAACAUUCAAUACAGUAACUGGAGCUGCACUCAUUCACGAUGACUAUGAGAUGGCCUUUCAGUUGUUUGAAGAAAUGAAGAAGCAGGGAGUACUCCCAAAUGUUGUUUCAUACAACACACUACUCUGUUUGGUACGGCAACGACUCGACUACGUAAUGGGGCGCAAUGCGUACGCAAGUGUAAAGCGAACAAGAGAGCAACAGGCACAUGGUAUGAAAGCUAUUUCUGAACUGACAACGACGCUUUUUCAUGAAAUGGGCUCGAUGGUUGUGGAGCCGAACACCUUCACUUUUAACUUAGUAAUGGAAAUACUCAUUGAGUGUGAUGAUUUUGGUGUUUUCGACAUUUAUCGCAUGAUGCAGGAACACUACAACAAAAACAAUAACAAAACGAGCAUUAUUGAAGAGAAAAUAGAGGCAACACGGAUGAGUGUUUCUAUCAUGAUGGCGGAGGCAAGCCUCAGUUUAGACAGUAACAAGAUUCAACCAAGGGAGAGAAAUCCAAGUAUCGAUAGCAUUUUGUGUUCUAUUGACGUAAACAAGGACACAUCAAAUGCCGCAAACCUGGCCGGACUCCCUUCUCUUGACGUGAUCAUGGGUAUGGACAACCGAAAGCGGUCUGCACGGAUCACAGCUAACGAAAUGCAACCGAACGUAGACACUUAUCGACUUAUUGUCCGCGCAUGUUUGCAUUUUGGAUUUGCGAAGCAUUGCCACUACUUUUAUAACGCAAUGCUCAACGAGGGUCUGGGUCCCGAUUAUAAUUUCGCACUACUUAUGGAAACUGUUUGUGAAGAGAUCCGCGACGUUGAAAAGGCCUUCGCGGUACUUUCCCACGCAAAAAUGGCGGGGGUUUAUAUUGACGUUUCACUAUUCAACGCAUACCUCAGAGUACUAGCUGCUGUUGGAGAUGACAAACUGCUUUCAAUACUGGGUGAGAUGGAACUUGGUAUUAACUCAUUUUGUUCGCAACCGGACGUGGAAACGUACAACAUAGUGCUACGGUAUCAUCUUGGUUUGAAGCACUACGACGCGGUAGUGGAACUCUUUGAUUCAAUGUAUGACUCGUACAGGCAAGUGAGACCGAAUGCCGACACCUAUUUGUGGAUGUUACAAACACACCGCGCAAUGAAUGAUGCGGAAGCUGCAACGCAAUUGCUCGAGUCCAUGCACAAGCGGCAAAUUCCAGUUGAUAUACAACACUAUCACGAGUUGAUGCGUGUGUACGUUCAGGCGGGCGACGAAAGGUUGUUACAAGUCUUUCAACAGCUCCAAAAUGGCGACGACGGAGAAUAUCAAUACCCAAAGGUAGAUGUGAUUUGUUUUUCCCUUGUCAUGGAAUAUUACGUUCGACUCAAAGAAUGGGAUAAGCUGGAUGCACUUUUUCAUAAACUUCUGGGCUACCCGGAUAUGGAAGCAGAUGUUAACUGUUAUAACAUUAUGUUUGACAUGUGCCUUCUCUGCGGUAAGUACGUAGAAGCGAAGUCCCUGUUCAACGAAUUGCGCAUGAAGUGUGUGAAACCAGAUCUAAGAAUGUACAACACACUCCUUCACAUAUUUGCCGCCGCUGCUGAUAGCGCGAUGUAUGAAGUUUUAGAAACAAUGAGGAUGAACCAUGUAGCUCCAGAGGCUAGCACGUUGUCCAUCUUACUGCAAUACGCCGAGGGAAGACACCUGGUGUCAGAUGCUGUGGCACGCAAUCUUUUCUGGGACCCAACAACGGAUCUAAAGGGUCUUCUUUAG